This is a messenger RNA of Trichoplusia ni (cabbage looper), 4693 nucleotides long. Its product is annotated as leucine-rich repeat-containing protein 74A-like. Gene Ontology annotation, molecular function: protein binding. The coding region runs from base 1816 to 3474 and encodes 552 amino acids. The transcript is spliced from 10 exons. Lineage: Eukaryota; Metazoa; Arthropoda; Insecta; Lepidoptera; Noctuidae. The record is from RefSeq and is a predicted model, not a curated record.
CUCUUCAGCUUUAUAUAUUAGUAUAGAUUAUUAUGGUUGUGGAAGCCUAAUAAAGUAAUACUCGGCGUAGAGCGGCCUCUCUCUUCAUUUCCCGCAGUUACGAAGAAGAUUUGACGUAGUUUUUAAUGGUGGUUUAGACCUAGAAGACUAGAGUCACUAAUUAACGUUGCGACAGUGCCCGAAAAAGGUCUACUUGAAAAAAAAAUGAUUUUGUUUUUGGGUAAAGGUGAAAAGAACCAUAAACCAUGUAUUUCAGGACUCAAUUCAAUACGUUCCCUGAUAACAAUACAUUUCUAUCGUACACAAAUAAAACAGCAGACGGUCGUUAGUCUCGAAAUGUCGAAAGUACGAAAGAAAAAUAAAAAGCAGGCAUUGGUAGCCCGAUAGGUUAUCGACUACUAAAGCAGAUAAGUAAUGGAAUAUUAUUUUUCCAUCUUCGUCACGAUAAAGACGUUUAGCAUCAGGGAGCCCAUCACUUACCCGUUGGAAUUCAGUAUUGAGGCAAUCGCGGAUCCGUUAACGGCAGUGUAAUGGUGUUUUUAUGAUUUUUCCCCGCCAUCAACACUGCCUAAAGCUCUAUUGUUUCACGCUGAGUGAUUUAUUUACGCCGGAAUGUAUGAGGUGUUUAGAGAAGCUGGAUUUGGAUGCGUGCUUCUGUGAAAUGAUGGCAGUUUAUAACGCCCUGACACGCGGCCGGGCCUGAUUUUUUGAGUUAUAUGGUUCUGCCUAUGUAAAUAUCUGACGGUGAUUAUUAAGCAAAUCCUUCUCUCGCAUUCGUUUCAAUGCUCAUGGAUUACUGAGUGUUUUUAUGAAUAUUGCAGAUAAUAUGGAAAUUGAAUCACGGACGACGAAAAUAUCUAACACUUUUGACACACUUUUAGGAAUUUCAGAUAUAUUAUGAUAACGAAAGGAAAUAUAAUUUAUCUUUUCUGACGAAGUAUCAUCAAAAGCCAAUUUUGAACGUCGUCGCUUUGCUGUUCUUGUCGCGAUUUCACAUCUGCAAAUCUUUAUGAAAUCAAGAUUUGAACAUAACGUUUUUACAGCGCUCUUGCUUCUAACUCAUUUCUAUAAAUCGACGAUAAAGCUUUACAAAUAACAAUAACAUGAUCUUUAUUGGCAAUUCAUUGUGAAUACGUAAAUAUGUCGCGUAUCAAGUUUAUUGCUUUGUUGGUAUUCGUCAAAACGUUUUAUUAUCUCGCUAGUUUGGGGAGGCUCAUAAACUUGGAUCUCAACCGUGGGAAGGGCUGCAGGAUACUUUUUACUUCGACACACGCACACACAGCCUGUGAACGCAGACAGAGGUUUGUGAAAACUCAUCCCCGCAUUUGUACACCAACUGGCUUCGGUAAAUGUUUGCUUGGCUCGAUAUUGCACGCCACAUGACGCUUUUUGCUCUCCACUCUUGCCACCGACGGCUGUUUGAAAUCAUGUCCUGUUUACAAAGAUAACUUUCAUCUCGAAUGGAACGGUUACAUUAGUCGUUUGACUGUUUUGCGUCCGCGGGGCGGAAAACUAAUUUGGAACGAACGAUACGUAGAUAAACUUUGUUGCGCGCAAGACAGUUGCGUUUCAAAUAAACAUGUGCUUUAAUUGUUAACGCGAUAAUUGUAAUUGGUUUAUACAGUUUGUGGGGUAUUCCAAUAAUCGUUUGUAUUUCCAACUUUUUGGUCAAACAUUAAAAAAUUAAAUCUUCAUUGUCAAUCUUCCAGCGAAACAUACAGUUUCAAUGCUUGUCAAAUUGACAACUUACGAAUUAUACGCAAAGUAUAGUUAGUAGUUUUGGAUAUUAAUUCUUAAGUACGCCUGUUAAGUGCAAUGGAUUAUUUCGCUGAUUCCGAUGAGGACUCGCCUCCUUUGGUUGAGGAGCUCCAUGUGGCCAUUUCGACCACAUCGUCAUCUCAAGAAGUGUCUUUGGAGUCCGUGGAGUGGAUUCCUGAAGACAGUCCGAAGAUGAAGCUGUACAAACAGGGGCUCUACGAUCCUGGUCCCGGAGAGAUUUGUGCAGAAUAUGUGUUCGUGUCGUCAAGCUCGCUUCAGGAACAUCUGUAUUACUGCUAUCCAGGGGUUACAGAUCCAGGCAUUGUUGAAGCGAUACUUCGUCCAGAGAAGCAAAAAAUAUAUCCUGAUGAUGGACAAGAAUUAUAUUUGGAUUUGUGCGAUGAAAUGAAGAUAAUGCCAGUUGGGAUAUUUUACAGAGGUUUGCGAGACAAACAAAUCGAUUUAAAAUAUUACGGCGUCAACCCAUCAGGAGUGAGGGCUAUGUGUAUGGCGUUAGUUAACAAUCGUACUGUCAAGCGGCUGGAUCUGACUGGGAACUACUUAGAGGGCCCCGACGCCUGCUACCAUCUCGGACAAAUGCUGGGUGACAGGAAUGCUCUGCAAAGUCUUGUGUUGUCUUGUUGCAAAAUAAGUCCUGAGGGUGUCCGACGGCUGGUGGUCUAUCUGUCUCGACGCCAAAUGACAUUACUGGACUUAUCGUGGAAUGAUUUAAGAGAUUUAGGACUGUCGUACCUAGCCGAAGCCAUCGAACAAGGUGCAGUUAUUAAACAGUUAAAUUUGAGCCGCAAUGACUUGUCAAGCGCAAGUGCUUUCAUAUUGGCCGAUGCGCUCGGCGUCAACAAUUGUGUUACACAUUUGGAUCUUUCUUGGAAUAAGUUCACGAGGGUCAGAGGUCAAGUUGCCCUUUGCCGUCGUCUGGGCCAUAGCAACGUGCUGGUGAAGCUGGACUUGUCCUGGACAGGCCUGAACAUCACCUUGGAGCUGCGGAACUUGUUGGGAAUCAAAAACUUAAAGAUACUCAACCUCAGCUACAAUAGGCUUUCUACUGUUGCUGCUAAGAUCAUAGCCAAGAGUCUACAUUUGGCGAAAAAGCUUCAAGUUCUGGACCUGUCUUCCAAUCCUUUCUUGCCAGGUGAUGCGUUGUUGCUUCUGGAGAAGAUGAGACACGAGAAUGUCAAAAUACAGGAGUUACUGAUGAACCAUGUUGUGGUCAGCAAGGAGUUUUAUGAUGAGCUGCAAGCAAUAUUGGCGUUAGAUUUUAGAAAGAACACAAAGAUAACACAUGGUACGGUGCUCUGUAACUAUUCGAUAAAGUUGCAUGAUUUGAGGACGAUCACAGUGCAGAGUCUGAUCCAUACGACAAAGAAGAAGAAGAAAAGUAGGAAGCCGGACGCUGUAGACUUCAUAAUGGAUUUCCAAAAGAGACACAACAGUGUCGAGCCAGGGGAAUUCAUUAAAAUAUUGCAGGCAAAGGAACUGCACAUCCAUGAUGAGAUCAUAAAUGGUCUCGUGGAUCUGUUUCCUGGACCCAAGAAUGAUAAUGGAUGGAAAACUCUUAGCUUAAAAGCUCUGGUCGAGUACAUCUAUAGGCUACUCCCUCAUAAGAUGCCGCCACUGAGCCCGCCAGCGUCACCAACGCCACCUGAACCGAUUUCACCAAUGGCAGGAAAGAAGUCACCUAUACAGGGAAAAUAGUUAUGACUUAGAACAAAGUAUGUCAUGUCUGUUAACGAAAAAGUGUAAGCAUGAAGAAAUGGUAUUCUAAAAUACCUAAUGGUGGUCUAAAAUGAUUUUCGCGUCUAAAGUGUUUUAUUUCGAAACCAUACAAUGUGUGGAGAAGCUUCUUUAUUUCCUCCGAAAAAAAGUGGAACGUUUUAUUUUUAAUACUAUCUAGAUUAGUCAUGCAAGACACAAAUUAUGACUAGAAUAAAGAUGGCAGCCUGCUAAAAUGAUUAGUGUCAUUCCGUGUUGCCAUCGUUAUAUAUUUAAUUGUUUAAGUUGACGUUUCAUUGUUCUUGUUUAAAGCAAAUAUGUAAGAAUCAAAAACUUAAAUUUAAAUAGAAGAUAAUUUAAUUUAAGUUAACAAAACAGUAAGAUACUAUUUUUUAAGUUCUUUUUAUUACAAAGUAAGAUCGUUCGCUUACUUUUAUGCUCAUAACAUAUUGCUAGGUAUAUUUCGUUCUGCAGGCUUAAAUGGAUUCAUUUGUUAAAUGUAAUCUGUAAAGAUUACAUCGCCUGGCCCUUGUGUUGAAGGCAAAAUUAGCUGCUUCUCUUUGCUAAGGUAUUCACAACAAUAUCUUGUUAUCUUAAGUUUCACUUUGUACUGAAAUAUUUAAUUUGUUUCUGUGAGUUGGCUCGAGAAACAUUUUAGAUAGAAGUGUGUUUAUGUUAUAUUUUAAGACAAGCCCCUAUAUUUUAAUUAUUUUCAUAAGAUUCAAUGUAUUCUUUAUGUUCCAACAUUGUAGUUUUGAAGUAAUUUAAGUCAAACUUUAUGUGUGUAGUAAUAAAGUUGUAAAUAAAGUGUCUGAAGAGUGCUUUUGUGUUUAGUACGUGAAGUAAAUGUCUUUUGGGUUUUAGAGGCCAUAAAUAAGAUUUUAAUCCUUCGUGUAAAUACUGGGGUUGAGACGUAACGAUGGGUUGGGGAACAGUGUGCGAUCCCUCUCGGUCUGCCCGACGCGAGUAUAUUAUAAGAUGUUUCUCAUAGCAAGUAAAUUGUCAAAAUAUUGCUAAGAAUUACUGUACAUAUCAAUAAAUUAUUGAAAAUACUAAGCCAAUUUAACUUUGCGCGAGUAUGCCUAUCAGAGGCAUUAUAAGUUUAUUAGCAGAACGUCAUGGCAUGUUGCCAUUAUACAAUAAUUUAUAAUGUUACUUCUUUAAUAACCCUCAACACGGUCAUGAAGCAAGGUUUAAUUGU